This is a messenger RNA of Lentinula edodes (shiitake mushroom), 1174 nucleotides long. RefSeq names its product dehydrogenase. Bases 1 to 1023 code for a protein of 340 amino acids. NCBI's taxonomy places the organism in Eukaryota, Fungi, Basidiomycota, Agaricomycetes, Agaricales, Omphalotaceae. Gene Ontology annotation, molecular function: oxidoreductase activity, acting on NAD(P)H. The record is from RefSeq and is a predicted model, not a curated record. The transcript is spliced from 6 exons.
AUGGUCUCUACUCAUAUGAAAGCUGUUGUGAAGACAGGCGUAGGGAAAGUUGCUCUCAAAACCACAGAGAUCCCAAAACCUGGUCGAGGUCAAGUUCUCGUGCAGAUCUACGCAGCCGCGCAGAAUCCGUCUGAUUGCAUCGUUAUCGCGGGCCACGAUUUUGCUGGGGUCAUUCAGCAAUUAGGACUAGAUGUACCCUCUGAGUCCAGACAGAUUGGACAAAGGGUCGCAGGAUUUUUGAAUGGAUGUACCUCACCGGAAAAUGGGGGCACCUUCGCGGAAUAUUGUGUAGCGGACGCCAUGCUGCUCGUGGAUAUCCCAGACGAUAUGAGUUUUGAAUCGGCUUCGACACUUGGUCUGGCUGCAUUUACUGCAUGUCAAGUACUAUGGCAGUUCCAGAAGCUUCCUACUCCAGUAGAUGUCGCAAAAGACCCCUUUCCAAUUUUGGUGUGGGGUGGGGCCUCAGCGGUAGGUCAGUUUGUCAUUCAGCUCGCCAAGAAAUCUGGGCUACAAGUAAUCACGACCGCUUCACCCCAAAACCACGAAUUGCUCAGGAAGCUCGGCGCAGAUACUGUUUUUAAUUACAGAGACCCUAAAGUUAUCUCCAAUAUCAAGACAUUCUGUGGGGACAAGCAACUCCGCGUCGCUAUUGAUUGCGUUUCUGUUGAUGAGUCUGUAUCACUUGUCACGCAAUGCAUCGAAGAUUGCGAAGACUCCUACAUUGCAUUGGUGCUCCCUGUAGAGGUGAAAACAAAAUACAUCAGGUCAGAAUUCACGUAUGCUUACACGCUCCUGGGAAAGCCAAUCGAGGGAAAAUACGCCUACCCGGCUAUUCCUGAACAUUUUGAGUUUGGAAAAUGGUGUGCGGCUUUGCUGAGCCGCCUCACAAAGAACAAUACGCUCAGCGUCACGCCGAUUCGAGUGGUCCCGAAUGGACUCGCAGAUGCACAGUACUGGAUCGAUUAUCAGGAGGAGGGAAAGGUUCGUGCGCAAAAGAUCGUGUAUUGUACAAGUUCUUCGUGAUACUUCGUGUGUGCGUUCAGAGCAUACAUAGUCACAAUGUGUUUGUAGCUUUGUACCACCUACUACCCACAACACUGAACCAGCAUUGAUUUAUAUGACUCUGAUACACGCACUUCAACUGCCUGUGGUUCGGAACUUCAGUGUCGGGUUA